AUGAGCUCUAUCCCAGCACCUCGAAUCCGUCGCACGGCGCAAAACACACAGUUCACAUACAAUAUCUCGCGACGCGUGAACGAUGUCCAGACCUACCCCGUUUAUUCUCCCCAGGGUGCUACAAUCCUCAUAUACGGCCAUGAAAAUGGCGUAACUGUCGCAUGGCGAGGAGGUAAGCGAUUCAAGACUGCCAAGAAGGCGACCCAACCCGAGAAGCAAAAUGGAAGUGCGGAGGAUUCUGUCAUGAUCAUCGACUCGGAUGACGACGAACCACCAGCAAAGUCAAAGCCUUCAUCUCACUAUGAGGAUAAACCCCAGUUUGAGGACGAGGUCGAGGACAGCCCAUACCCCGAAAUAGUACAGACUCUCGAUCUUGCGCUUGGAACUGCGGUCCUGAAAGUUGCGGUUAUGCCCAUGACUCCAACACCUGCAGAAGACGCUGCCUGGGGAGGAGCUAAAGUACUUACCGAUAAGAUGGCCUUUGCUGUCUCAUGUGCCACGAACGAUGUCUAUGUCAUUACGCUCCCUCUGAGUCCCCCUUCACCAGAGAGCAAGGCGAGACCCGAGCUCAGGAACGAUCUUCUGGCAGGAACGGCUGGUUCUGGGGCUUGGGGUGAGUCGCUCAUCUUGCUCGGUGGCCAGAACAAGCACAGCGAGGGCAUCGCCAUCAACCUGAUUAUGCCAACAUCGACUGAGCGACCUGGUACGAAGUCGAGGGCUGUUGUGGCCUCGCAUUCACGUGAGGCUUCUGGUGUACUUCGGUUAUGGGAUGUCCCUCUAGAUAUCGGUGACAAACCCUCCAAAGCUGUUGAGCCAUUCCAGACCGAGUAUCUACCCAACCCCCUUGCAAGCAUAUCUUUCAACUCCACGCAUACGACACAGCUGCUUGCUGUCUCGGCACUACAGGGCGUCCGUAUUUAUGAUUUUGCACGACCUUCCUUCACCGACACAGAUGCCACCGGACCUUUUCCUGUCCAGGGCUCAUGGCUACUCUCAAUGUACCAGCCUUUUGCUCGCCCCUUAUCGACAAGGAAGCCGAUCAUCGACGCUGUUUGGGUAGCACAUGGGCGUGCGAUACUAGUGCUCCUAGCUGACGGCAUGUGGGGUAUCUGGGAUGUUGAUGGUGUCAGUCCUUCCGGACCAGGCGCUGUCCUCUCAAGCAAACUCCAAACUGGAGUCAAGGGAGCCGCUUUGACAACAUUCAGCGCUUCUGGAUACAUAGAGGGGACAAGCUCACUGAGAAGUAUUACGACACAGAACAAGGAGCAUACUACUGGAGAGUUUGCGCCCAUGACUCCUCACACUCGACGACAAGCUACCGCCUCACUAAGCUCUGCCAUCACCCUUGACCGCUUGGCUACCAUCCGAGGAGGCAUCAAAGUGCUGUCUUUGCCGAGCAGUGGAAGUGCCAUUCAAGACGAAACAGUCGUUCUCUGGGUGGGUGGACUGGAACAUGUUUGUGUUAUCCCCGGAAUAACACGAUUCUGGGAUUCCCAGCUGCGACAGGCUACCGGUACUGGUGGCGACAUCUUCAGUGGUACUCAGCCUGUGAAGAUGAUCAAGCUUCUAGAUCUGGCUACUGGGCUACUGGGCGAGAGAUGUUGUGGAGUUGGGCUGUUGAUAGACCCAGACCACAACAUUACAGCCCAAGACAUCAGUAUACCAGCGGAUGUUAUCGUAUACGGCGAGACCAGGAUCGUCGUUGUCCGGGAAGGAGAGGACGGACCAGGCAAGAUUGUCGGUGCCGUGGUCAACGCAAGAAGGCGUAACUUAUUCUCAAAGGGGGAUAAGUCCGAUGCCAUCAUUGUGCACGGCAAGCAAACAAGACUAGCCAAGAAUUCGUUCAACCUGAGUACUGUAAAGCCAGGUACAUUGCGACUUCGAGGCAACCAUGACUUUGGACAGGAACCCGAUCCUAAUCUGCCAUCGUCACGACCAACGAUUGGCUUCGACUUCAUGGACACACUAAACGCGGCAGCGGAUAUUGGAGUCGACGAUGAUGAAAGAAAUGUGGAAGUUGAGAUGCUGGAUAUUAUGGAGAUUGACAAAACACUUGAGAGCAUGGAUAAUGGCCGAAGACGGACAUGA
Molecule: messenger RNA, 2088 nt
Organism: Fusarium coffeatum
Lineage: Eukaryota; Fungi; Ascomycota; Sordariomycetes; Hypocreales; Nectriaceae
Exons: 2
Coding region: 1-2088 (695 amino acids)
Molecular function (GO): protein binding
Source: RefSeq, a predicted model, not a curated record